Molecule: messenger RNA, 623 nt
Organism: Drosophila ficusphila
Lineage: Eukaryota; Metazoa; Arthropoda; Insecta; Diptera; Drosophilidae
Gene: Eig71Eb
Exons: 3
Coding region: 233-532 (99 amino acids)
Source: RefSeq, a predicted model, not a curated record
AGAAUUAAUUUAAUACAAGGUUUUUAAAAAUAGGGCUCAAGGAACAAUGAAAAAGUAGGACACCCUUAAAUAAACCUGGACAGACCAUUUAAAUUGUUAGCUGAAAAUAAUGAACCAUAUGUUAAAAAAAGUUGCCUCAUUUUCAUUUUGAACAAGCUGAAUUUUAUAAAAGCUCAAGUAUGGACUAGUUUUAAGCACAGAAAUUAAGUGCGUUUUUAGCAACAAAAUCACCAUGUCGAAAAUAAGUCUGUUUAUUGCUUUAAUUUGCCUCUUUGUGGCCGUUCAGGCCCAAAAUGACAGGGAGAUUUGCAGAAAUGUUAACCGCAGAUGUGAGUCGCGAAUUGAUACAAAUGGAAGGAGCAACGAUGUUUCAGAUAUUUACAACAACCAGUGUCGUCGAUUCGACAGGAACUGGUCCAAUAUAUCCCGAUGCCAACUAGCUUGGGCCACUUGUCAAUUAACCAUUGAGCGAUGUGACACAUUGAGCUGUGCAAAUGUGAGGCGAGUACUUGACCGACGACCCAUCGAGUAAAACUCAUAGAUUGGACUAAACGAUCUUUCGGAAAAAAGGUUUAAUUGAUUCACCUGCCAAUUAAUAAAAAUUGCAAUGCUCUGUAACUUAA